AUGCUCCAUUCCCGCCUCCGACCCCUCCCCCGCCGCAAUGCGGUCCCAAGCGCCCCGAGCGCCCCAACACCGGAAUUCGAGAACGAAGACCUCGCCGACGAAUCCCCAGAAGAUCUGUUCGGCACUUUCCUCCCUCACCUCUUUCCCGACGAUGCACCUUCCUUCCACGGUGACCCAGGCCAGCACCUCCUCUACAGCUCGCCCCGCUAUGGAGACCUAGACAUCAUGGUCCCCAGCUAUCCAAGUUCGGGCAAGCGCAAUGAUGAGAUCGGAGCUGGGCAAGAAAAUCCCGAUGGGUCCGUGAACCAGGUCGAUGCGGGGCGGAAGCUCUUUGCCCACUUCUUGUGGAGCGCGGCUAUGGUUGUGGCGGAGGGGAUUGAGAUGGCCGAUGAGCCGGGCUCGGAGGGGACGGAGGCUAGAGAGAUCUGGGCGGUGGAGGGAGAGAGUGUACUAGAGUUGGGUGCUGGCGCCGCUCUACCCUCUGUCGUCUGUGCGUUGGCUAAAGCGUCGAAUGUUGCUGCGACGGAUCAUCCGUCCUCGCCUGCCCUUACUGGUGCAAUUACGCACAAUAUCGAGCACAAUGUAGCUCGCACGAAGCAGGGAUCUGUGUCGAUGCAUCCGCAUGAAUGGGGUGUGUUAGACGAUUCGUUCUCAACGCAGAACAAGGGUGCUUUCACCCGAAUUGUCGCGGCGGAUUGUUUUUGGAUGCGAUCUCAGCAUGAGAAUCUCGCACGCACGAUGCAGUGGUUCCUUUCGCCUGGUGGGAAAGUGUGGGUGGUGGCUGGAUUCCACACAGGCCGGGCCAUUGUAGCUGGAUUCUUUGAGACGGUUCUGGAGAAUGGAUUUGUCGUGGAGAGGAUCUUUGAGAGAGACCUAGUCGAGAGACUAGAUGAUGGUGGAGAGAUUCGCAGGGAUUGGGUUCCAUUCCGCGAGGGAGAAGGGGUAGAGAACCAGAAAAGAUGGUGUGUCGUUGCUGUGCUGAAGAGGAAAGGAGAGUAA
This is a messenger RNA of Penicillium salamii, 999 nucleotides long. Lineage: Eukaryota; Fungi; Ascomycota; Eurotiomycetes; Eurotiales; Aspergillaceae. The record is from the annotation of a GenBank genome assembly.